CACAUCCUUCCGCUCCGACGACCGGCUUGUGUGGACAAUUAUUCAACUAGGGAGGGCAUCAUCGAUCCCUCUCCACCAUCACCUUCCUUCCAUACUCAACACCAGACACACCAUGCUCGCCCUUCGCUCUCUUCGCGCUCCCUUGGCCCGUGCCUCCAUCCGCACCGCUCCCGUCGCCCGCUUCUCUGCUCUGUCUGUCCGCCUCGGCGGUCACCAUGAGGUCAAGGUGAACCAGGGCCCUGGAGCUGCCCCCGGAGCCGUCCCCACUGAUUUGGAUCAGUCGACUGGUCUGGAACGUGCUGAGCUUUUGGGAAAGAUGCAGGGCAAGGACAUUUUCGAUCUCGCUCCCCUUGAGGUCACUGUCCGUGGCACCAAGACUAACCCCACCAUCAUUCGCUCUCGCGACCCUGUUCGUUACGUUGGAUGCGCCGGUGUUCCCGGUGAGACCCACGAGGUUAACUGGCUCGUUAUUGACCAGACACACGAGUUCGACCGUUGCGACCAGUGCGGCAACGUCUACAAGUGGUCUGCCUAUGAGCCCGAUGAGAACUUCCCCGCCGAGAAAGGCCACCACCAUUAAACGGAAGAGCAGGCUGUUGAACAACUAUGGCGCAUCGUAGAAAGAAAAAAAGAAACGUAGGACAUGUUUUUUUGUUCCCAAAUAUCAUUUAUUUUAUCAGUUGC
Messenger RNA from Gamsiella multidivaricata, 684 nucleotides. RefSeq names its product cytochrome c oxidase subunit VB-domain-containing protein. Gene Ontology annotation, cellular component: mitochondrial envelope. Bases 113 to 580 code for a protein of 155 amino acids. Gene Ontology annotation, biological process: mitochondrial electron transport, cytochrome c to oxygen. The record is from RefSeq and is a predicted model, not a curated record. NCBI's taxonomy places the organism in Eukaryota, Fungi, Mortierellomycota, Mortierellomycetes, Mortierellales, Mortierellaceae. The transcript has 4 exons.